AUGCCAGUAGUGGCGCCCUCUUUCAAGCUAGCAAGCCGCACUUUGACAGUGCCCAUCGUCACUCGUUCGUCGCUCGAGGCUGCCCACAUACUCUACUCUACACCUCUCCCGACCGGUACCCCAUUCAAGUCGACGUACCAUACCCAUACCGGCAUGUCCUCCACCCUCCCUCGUUUCCUCCACGUCACCAGGCUGGUCCUUUCGUUGUCGUUGUCUGUAGUAGCUGUAGCGUUCCUCCCCGUCGCACUCGCCCAUGGGGACUCCCCCUCCUCCUCCUCCUCCGGUGCCGCUGUUGUCGCCCCUACCCCCGCCUCCGCCAGCUCUGCACACGCAUCAAUGGUGCCCUACCUCCACUUCACCCCGGGGGUAGACACGAUCUUCUUCCUAGGCUGGGUCCCGCGCAGCGCAGGCGCGAUCGUCGGGACGUGUAUUGGGCUGUUCGUAUUGGCGAUUAUGGAGAGGUGGGUCGCGGCGAUGAGGGCACGCGCGGAGGCAUUCUGGAGGUACCGAGCCCACGUCCGAGUCCUGCGAGGCGACGCUCCGUCCGCCAGCCCAAACGCACUCGAGAAGACCUACAUCCUACAUACCACUGCUUCGUCCUCCUCCUCGUCCUCCUCCAGCGCUACGCGCGCGGCUGCGGACAAAACGCCGACCUUCAACAUCCUCAUCGGCACUCCCACUAGUGCACCCCCGUUCAUCCUCACAUACACUCUCGCCCGGGGUGCGAUCCACGCACUCCAGGCGGCGCUAGGCUUCGCAUUCAUGCUGGUCGUCAUGACGUACAACGCUGGGUACAUCCUCUCCAUCAUCCUGGGCUUGGGCGUGGGCGAGGCGGUUUUUGGACGGUUCGUCGUCGGUGGAGUCGGUGGAGGGGAGGGUCCGCAAUAG
Cyclocybe aegerita is the source of this 888-nucleotide messenger RNA. The record is from the annotation of a GenBank genome assembly. NCBI's taxonomy places the organism in Eukaryota, Fungi, Basidiomycota, Agaricomycetes, Agaricales, Hemipholiotaceae.